Messenger RNA from Danaus chrysippus (African queen), 1269 nucleotides. The record is from the annotation of a GenBank genome assembly. NCBI's taxonomy places the organism in Eukaryota, Metazoa, Arthropoda, Insecta, Lepidoptera, Nymphalidae.
CUGCGGUGUUCCGCAGCGGUCCUUGGGCCUCUCCUGUGGAACCUUGGGUACGAUUUCGUGCUCCGCGGUGCCCUCCCAACCGGGCUGAGCGUUGUCUGCUAUGCGGACGACACGCUCGUUGUAGCCCGAGGCGAUGACCUAGCAGAGGCGAAGGCGCGUGCCGAGGCGGGAGCCGCCUUAGUAGUACGGCGCAUCGAGAUGCUCGGGCUGAGGGUGGGUCUCGACAAAACCGAGGCCCUCCUGUUCCACCGCCCUCGAGCAGGACCUCCGACGGGCGCCUGCAUCACCAUCCGCGGCGUCCGCGUCGAGCUCAGUCCCCGGAUGAAAUAUCUGGGGCCGACUCUGGACGGAAGGUGGAACUUCCGGGAGCACUUUCGCGGGUUAGUCCCGAAACUCCUCGGGACGGCGAAUGCUCUCGGGAGGCUUCUCCCCAAUCUCGGCGGUCCGAGUGUGGCAUGCCGGCGUUUAUACACCGGUGUGUUACGCUCAAUGGCGCUGUACGGAGCUCCAGUGUGGGUCGGUGCCCUCACAAGGCCGAACGUGGCUGCGCUGCACAGAGUGCAGCGCGUCAUGGCGGUGAGGGUGGUACGAGCAUACCGCACUGUCUCUCAUGAGGCGGCUUGCGUGCUGGCUGGGACGCCUCCCUGGGAACUGGAUGCCCAGGUUCUGGCGGAGGUUUACCACCAGCGCGCGCGAGAUCGAUCCCGGGGAACGAGUCCGGACCGGGAUCGGGUGGAUAGUUGGCGACGAUCUGCGCGGUCGUCCUUGUUCCAUCGGUGGAGGCAAAGGCUCUCUGAGCCAGCGGCCGGGUUGCGAACCGUGGAGGCUAUUCGCCCGCUCCUCAUGGAGUGGGUGGACCGCCGACACGGAUCCUUGACCUUCCGGCUGGUGCAGAUCCUCUCGGGGCACGGUUGCUUCGGGAGGUAUUUGUGCCACAUAGUCGGGAGAGAGCCGACAGCGACGUGUCACCACUGCAGUCGCGUGGAAGACACCGCUGACCACACCUUGAUGGAAUGUCCAGCGUGGAUAUCCGAGCGUAGCCAACUCAUCCGCGUGGUUGGCGCAGACCUUUCGUUGCCGGUAGUGGUCCAGGCCAUGGUCGGCAGCGAGAGGGCAUGGCAGGCGGUGGCCGACUUCAGCGAGAGAGUCAUCUUGCAGAAGGAGGCUGCUGAACGAGUGAGGGAAGACGACCCCUCCUCGGCGCCGCUGCGCCGACGAAGGCUGGGUCGAAGGCAGCGGGCUUAUGCUCGCGACCUGCCUCCCCAGUGA